Messenger RNA from Pezoporus flaviventris, 1229 nucleotides. Its product is annotated as protein phosphatase 1 regulatory subunit 3C-B-like. The transcript has 2 exons. Gene Ontology annotation, molecular function: protein phosphatase 1 binding; glycogen binding. Gene Ontology annotation, cellular component: protein phosphatase type 1 complex. Lineage: Eukaryota; Metazoa; Chordata; Aves; Psittaciformes; Psittacidae. Gene Ontology annotation, biological process: regulation of glycogen biosynthetic process. The coding region runs from base 118 to 978 and encodes 286 amino acids. The record is from RefSeq and is a predicted model, not a curated record.
CAUUGACCUGGAGGAGGGCUCCCAGCAUCUCAUCCGCUACAAGGUCGUUGCCCCACUGGUGGCCUCGGGAGCAGUGCAGCUCAUCUGAGGGCUCCUGCCCGGUGAGCGCCCGCAGCCAUGCCGGUGGACCUGGCCGUGCGGCUCUGCCUGGGCCACUCGCCCCCCAUCCGCAAGCUGCUGAACUCCUACGAGGAGCUGCGGGGCAGCCGCGGGCGAAAACCCCUCCGGUCCUGCCUCAACCAGAAGCUGAGCGUGGAACCUGAGCCUGAGCGGAGGGAGAACACCAGGAGCAGCAAGGGCCAGAAGAAGAAGAGGGUCGUGUUUGCUGACACAAAGGGGCUCUCGCUGACAGCCGUCCGCUUCUUCUCAAAGAUCGAGGAGGACCUGUGUGACCUGCAGCAUGCCCUGUCUGACCUCGCCUGCUUCCGACCUUGGCUGCGGGCCUCGCACCCAGAAGCGUGCAGGUAUGUGCUGGACUUCCCACAGCCCUCUGCAGACUACUUGGCCUUCCGCAGCCGCCUGCACAGCAACCUUGUCUGCCUGGAGAACUGUGUGAUCCAGGACCGUGCCCUGUCCGGGACGGUGAAGGUCAGAAACAUCGAGUAUGAGAAGAAGGUCAUGGUCCGCAUCACCUUCGAUGGCUGGAAGAGCUUCCGCGACAUCUCCUGUCAGUACAUACAUAGCACAUAUGGCUCGGCUGACACAGACAUCUUCUCCUUUGAGCUUUCCCUGCCCAAGCCGUCUGUCUCCCGUAGGGCUGCAGAGUUCUGCAUCUCCUUCCAGUGUGGACAGAAGAUCCACUGGGACAACAACCACGGGAGGAACUACAAGAUCUGCCACACGGGGGUGAUCCGCCCGCCUUCCCGUGCUGUCAAGAAUGCGGGCUGGGAGCCCCUCGGUGCUCCUGGGGCGGCUGCCCUGGUCCUGUCCCACCUGCAGAGCUGGCGGCGUGCAGAGACCCAGGCUCCCUACUGGUAGGAGAGCAGAGGGUGCAGGUCCCUUCUGCCUCUGACUGUGACACGGGGGUCUCUGGGGAGGGGGCAGCUGCCCAGGAUGCACUCAGGGUUCUGUCACCUCCGGGUGUCUGCUGAUCUCCAGGGGUUCUUCUUCCCUGCUGGCUCCUGCUGUGGAGCCUGGAGCCGCUGCCCCCUGUGCCUGCUGCCCGUCGGCCCUCCAGGGCAGGAGAGCGACGAGGAACGGUCGUGACCCGAGGCUGGGCCCCUCGCUGC